AUGAGCCCCAACGAGCAUGCGCAGUGGGUCAGGCAGGAGCAGGAGAGCAGGAGGAGGCUGAGGAUUCAACAGGUGCGCGAGCAGCAGCGGCACAUCGCCCGCUCCGUCCGUCAGAGCGUGGAGCAGAGGAGGCAGCAGGAGCUGUCUCUGCUGGAGGAGCAGCUCCGACAGCAGUGGGAGCAGCAGCAGGAGGAGCGCCUCCACAACCUCCAAGCACUGUACCAGGAGAACCUGCUUCUGCUGGGACAGGGACACCGCAACGCACGGGAAAAUGAGGUGGACAUGGGCGUCAUCCUGCAGCAGCAGCAGGAGGACCAGCAGAAGGCUGAGGAGCGUUACCAUAAAGCCCUGAAGGAGCUUCAGCUGCAGAAGCUGCAGCAGCAGCAGAGCCAGAGCCGGUCGACUGAAGCUCGGAGGAGGGUCCUGCAGCUGGAGAAGAUCAGAGCAGCUGAGGUGGCCCGCCUCCCCCCGCGCCCCCCCCAGGCCCUGCACUCACAGCCCGACCCCAGACCUCAGCCUGUGGUCCGCAGGUGCGACGCCAGCUCCUUCGCAGCUUCACACUACCACAUGCCUGAAGCCACGGUGGGCAAGGAGGGGCCCGUAUCACAGGCCAGUGCACGUGAGGAGGCGGAGCUGGAGGCGCAGAGGGUGGAGCUGCUGAAGAAGGAGGAGCAGAGGAGGAGUGAGGAGCAGAGGGAGAAGGCUCGUCUCAGAGGGAUCCAGGCCCUGAGGAGGGAGCAGCAGAACCAGGAGCGCGGGCGCCUGCUGCAGCAGCUGGAGCACCUGCAUCAGACUGACCUGCUGCGGAGGAGGCACAGGGCGCUGCUCCUGCCUCUCCACAGGACCCAGGACGAGCAGGAGGAGCUGCAGAGAGACAUGGAGCUGGCCUUCCAACACAUGUACAGCGGAGAGAGAAGAGUGAAGGGAGACCUGCUGUGUGGCCUGGUCCCGGAGCCUCUGCCCCCGCCCUCCACAGACAGCCUCUGCCCCGAGCUGGACGUGUCCCAGGACGAGCCCCCCCAGCCACAGCUGCAGGAGGACGACCCCAGGACUGGCUCUGUGCAAGAGUCCUCCAGCGCAGCAGUGCCCCUAGAGGCCGCAGACGGAGCAGCACGCGGAAGACCAGGCCUGAAGAGACUGCUGACCCGCAUCCAAUCACAGAGACGGCAGUGGAGCGAGAGUGAAGGAACUGCACCGUCCAGCCCCCCUGCCCCCCCUGACCUCCGUACUGACCCCCCCAGAAGCCAGCGCAUAGACCCCAAAGACACCAGCAGCCUGGACACCGGCUCGCUCACCAUAGAGGAACAACCAUCUAAAGAGGAAACUGAAGACUCAAUCACGUCCGCCAAACAACUCCAGGAGAUAGAAGAACAAAAGAAAAAGGAGCUGUUGGAGGUGCUGCAGAGGGAGAGGCUGGAGCAGGAGCAGAUCCUGGAGCAGCUGGAGCGACAGAGGCUGGAGCUGGAGAAGAGACUGACUGAGGCCCAGAGAGAGAGUGCUGCACUGAGGGCCCCCAGCCCCGAGCCUGUGGACAGCAAUCCUGAGCCCCCCACUCCCACUGUGGAAGAACACCGACGCCGACUGCUGCAGCAAAAUGUAGUUCACCAGAAGACUGUGGAAGUGGCUCGUCAGCGAUUGGAGGAAUACCAGCGAGCUUUACGACUCCGACACAACACUGCCCCACGUUCCGCACUCCCUACCCCAGUCCCUGCCCCAGUCCCUGCCCCAGUCCCUGCCCCAGUCCCUGCCCCAGUCCCUGCCCCAGUCCCUGCCCCAGUCCCUGCCCCAGUCCCUGCCCCAGUCCCUGCCCCAGUCCCUGCCCCAGUCCCUGCCCCAGCUCCUCUGUCCUACACUGGUCCUUCCUCGUUUCUACCAGCUGUUCCAUCUGCCCUCCACCUCCCCGUUCCGACUUGUCCAAAACAUCAGGCUCCUCCUCUGAGCGAGUGGCGUCCUCUGUGUCCUCCCGGGUCAGACCAGGGCCCUGACAGUCUGACCCCCCACAGUCUGGCCCCCCACAGUCUGGCCCCCCACAGACAUGCCCUGUUUUUAAAGUUCAUCCAGAACAGACUGGGUUUGACCUCAGACAUCUCCCAAGCUCUCCCAACAAGUCCAGGUCCAGUGGUUUCUAUGACAACUGCUCCUAGUCCUGUGGUCUCUAUGACGACUACUCCUGGGCCUGUGGUUUCUAUGGCGACUGCUCCUAGUAGUGUGGCCUCUAUGGCGACUGCUCCUGAUGCUGCUGUGGUCUCUAUGGCGACUGCUCCUAGUGCUGUGGUCUCUAUGACGACUACUUCUAAUGUUUUGGUCUCUAUGACGACUGCUACUAGUCCUGUGGUCUCCAUGACAACUGCUCCUAGUCCUGUGGUCUCCAUGACAACUGCUCGGAGUUCUGUGGUCUCCAUGACGACUGCUCGGAGUUCUGUGGUCUCCAUGACAACUGCUCGGAGUCCUUUGGUCUCCAUAACGACUGCUCGGAGUCCUGUGGUCUCCAUGACGACUGCUCGGAGUCCUUUGGUCUCCAUAACGACUGCUCGGAGUCCUGUGGUCUCCAUGACAUCCACACCUUCUCCAGUGUCCUCCACUGGGAUUGGCUCGUGGCAUUCCUCAGCAGAUCCUACAGGAGUGCUGUCGAUGGGUUUGGGGUCAGUGCGCUCCACACUCGGGGGUCCUGGGACGAUCCCACCCUCUCUGCUGCUUCCCAGAGCAGAGGCUGGUCUGGGGUCUGCGGUGGGCGCGGAGGAGGAAGAGGCACCAGCGCGAGGUCUGACUCAGGGCUCCUCGCGGUCCUCUCUGCUGCAGACUUUGCUUAAAGCUCUGGAACGCUCCAGUUUAGGGAAGUGCUCCGACCACAGUCCUCCUCCUUCCUCCUCAGGUGAGUGCUCCGACCACAGUCCUCCUCCUUCCUCCUCAGGUGAGUGCUUCGACCACAGUCCUCCUCCUUCCUCCUCAGGUGAGUGCUUCGACCACAGUCCUCCUCCUUCCUCCUCAGGUGAGUGCUCCGACCACAGUCCUCCUCCUUCCUCCUCAGGUGAGUGCUCCGACCACAGUCCUCCUCCUUCCUCCUCAGGUGAGUGCUUCGACCACAGUCCUCCUCCUUCCUCCUCAGGUGAGUGCUCCGACCACAGUCCUCCUCCUUCCUCUUCAGGUGAGUGCUUCGACCACAGUCCUCCUCCUUCCUCUUCAGGUGAGGGCUCCGACCACAGUCCUCCUCCUUCCUCUUCAGGUGAGGGAUUCGACCACAGUCCUCCUCCUUCCUCCUCAGGUGAGUGCUCCGACCACAGUCCUCCUCCUUCCUCUUCAGGUGAGUGCUCCGACCACAGUCCUCCUCCUUCCUCUUCAGGUGAGUGCUCCGACCACAGUCCUCCUCCUUCCUCCUCAGGUGAGUGCUCCGACCACAGUCCUCCUCCUUCCUCCUCAGGCAGCAGGAGUGCUCCGUCCUCAGGCAGCAGGAGUGGUCCGUCCUCAGGCAGCAGGAGUGGUCCGUCCUCCUGUUCCUCGGUGGUGUGCCUCCCCUCAGCAGGAGCUACAAAGCCCCCCGUGUCCCGGACCUGGCUGGGCUGUGUGGACUCUCUGCACGAGCUCAGCGUCAUCCCGGAGGUCACUACACCGGCCAGUCUCAGCUUACUGACCGGGGCGGAUCCAGGGGCAGAUCCAGGGGCAGAUCCAGGAGCAGUGGUUGACGUUCAGGAGGUGACGGUGACGGACUGCAGCGGCUCCUUGUCUGAUUUGGUGCACCAUGUGGACUUCGGGAGUGGACCGGACCUCUCUGGUUCCUCUGUGGUCACCUCACUCUCAGCGGGGGCGGAGCGCGGCGCUCGGGGCUUGUCCAGCAGCCUCUCCACAGGCAGCUACAUCACCACAGACCCCGAGCUGCAGUCUCACGCCGACGAUGAGCGAGAGAAGACUUCAGACCGGUCUCCGGGUGGGUCUCUGCUCCGGCUCAGCCCUCACAGCAGAGAGGCUUUCACUGACAGAUUACCACCUCCGGGCUCCCCCCAGGUGUGUCCUGCUGUCCCUGCUGAAGUGGCCCCUGGGUGGGGCACUGCUGUACCUGCUGAAGUGGCCCCUGGGUGGGGCCCUGCUGAAUUGGCCCCUGGGUGGGGCCCUGCUGUCCCUGCUGAAGAGUCCUCUGUGUGGGCCACUGAGGGGGACGAGUCGUUCCGGCCCCUGGUGGGGGAGCUCCUGUGCCCAGCGGAGCAGGAGGGUUCUGGCCUGGAGCAGAUCCUGGGACAGCCCUCUGCACACUCCUCUGUGAUAGCGCCCCCUGGCUCCGGCUGGGAGAGCAGCAGCGGGCUCCACUGGAGGGAGGGGCUGUCGUACACACAGGACAGCACCUGGCACAUCCCAGGGCAGGAGCGGCCCCUGGACUGUCCAGAGAACAAGUCCAGCGCUGAGGCUUCUGCCAGCUCAGGCUUUCACCAGCUGCAGGCGGAGCUCACACAGAACCAAACGCACACCAGCCAAAACCAGGAGCAGCCUGGCCCCUCUGAGCCCUGGUCCCCUGAGCGGAUGAGGGGCGAGGGGCCCUCCAUCUCCACAGGACGGCCCUGCUCCCCCUCUGAGGCCCUACAGGAUGGCUUUGAGGAUAAGGGUAUUCUGGAGCAGUCUCAGAUCACUUUGGUCAGUUUGACAGACAGCAGCUCUGACGAACAGGACGCUGGCACACUGGAGGAGGCGGGACCAGUAACCCAGAGCGCAGACCCCGACACAGACCCCGACCCAGUCCUGGAGCAGGUCACAUGUAAACCGGCCGGGCCCCGCAGCGGUCAGCGAGCUCUACACUUCCGCAAGAAAACUCUUGAGAAGCUGCGAACCAAAGACAUCCCGCCACACUAG
Knipowitschia caucasica is the source of this 4836-nucleotide messenger RNA. The record is from the annotation of a GenBank genome assembly. Lineage: Eukaryota; Metazoa; Chordata; Actinopteri; Gobiiformes; Gobiidae.